AUGGGUGUCAUGAAAAUGAUUCAUAAUAAGCAAAUAGGAUUUGUUGGGCUCCUGGAGACUAAGGUUAAGGCUUGUAAGUUGGGAGCCUUAUACCUUAAAAUGUUUCGAGGUUGGUGUUUGUCUCAUAAUCUGGCGCAUCAUUAUAAUGGGAGAAUUCUUAUUGCGUGGAAUCCUUUGAGUUUUGAGGUUGAUAUUAAAGGGAGUUCUAGUCAGUUUAUGCAUUGUGAGUUAAAACCGAAAGGUGGGGAUUGGUUUGCCUUAUCUGUAGUUUAUGUUGUCAAUGAUAGCAAAGGAAGGGAGCAUCUGUUGAAAGAUCUUGUUCACUUAGCGGUUGAAAUGCAUCUUCCUUGGAUAGUUGGAGGAGACUUUAAUGCAGUUUUGAGUGCUGAAGAUAGACUUGAUUACCGGGGUAAUACUAAAGAGAUGGUUCCUUUUCAACAAUGUGUAGCAGAUUGCGAUCUAGAAGACAUUAAAUUCAAUGGAAGUUUCUUCACUUGGAACAAUAAACAGGAAGGCAAAGAUAGGGUGUAUGCAAAAUUAGACAGAUUCUUAGCUAAUCGGCAGUGGAGGGACAAAUAUAGUACAGCUGAGGUAACAUUUCUCCCUGAAGGUGAGUUUGAUCACUCUCCUGGUCUUCUCACUAUUUAUCCUAAUAUGCAGAAUAUCAAAAAGCCUUUCAGGUAUUUUAACUUUUGGAAAUACUUGAAAGGUUUUACUGAUUUAGUGAAGAAGGCUUGGUUGGUUAAAAUAGAUGGUACUCCCAUGUUUUGCUUGGUUUCUCGGCUGAAGUAUCUCAAAACUGGGUUAAAAGAGUUGAAUAGACAAGGCAGAGGAAAUAAAGAGGUCCAAGAUCAUGAUAGCUAUCAAAAUAUGAUUAAGAUUCAACAGAGUUUGCAACAACAACCUGGCAAUGUUCAGCUGAUUGAGGAGGAGAGUAAGGCUCAGCGGUUGUAUAACGAGGCUCAUAGGAAUUAUCUGACUUAUCUUAGCCAAAAAGCCAAGAUUGAUUGGCUAAAAAGUGGAGAUGAGAAUACAAAAAUGUUUCACUCUAGCCUGAAAAAGAGAAGGCAGCAAAACACAAUUUAUUCUAUUCAAGAUCAGUUUGGUAGGUGGAUUGAUAAUCAGGAGGGGGUUGUUGCUGCUUUUCAAGACUUUUAUAAGUCUCUUUUGGGAAUUUCUAUUCCUAAUAGAACUAGAGUUCACAAGAGGUUGGUGCAGGAAGGGCCUUUGGUUUCUCAAUCUCAGGCAGAUUGGUUGGUGUGA
Messenger RNA from Humulus lupulus (European hop), 1263 nucleotides. RefSeq lists its product as uncharacterized. The transcript has a single exon. Gene Ontology annotation, molecular function: catalytic activity. Bases 1 to 1263 code for a protein of 420 amino acids. The record is from RefSeq and is a predicted model, not a curated record. Lineage: Eukaryota; Viridiplantae; Streptophyta; Magnoliopsida; Rosales; Cannabaceae.